GCGCUGCUGCUGCGGACAAAGUGAAAAUUUGGUUUCGUUUGUUUAUUUUGUGAACUUGAAGUGAAGUUUUGAAGUCCGUCGGUUAGCAUCAGCAAGUAGAACAACAUACGUGCGGUAAAAUCGUCUCGCAAUGCCAAGUAAAUGCGCUGUCCUGAGCUGCCCCAUCUACUCUCCCAACAAGGAAAUUGGCCUGUUUCGGAUACCGGCGGUACGGGUUCGAGCAAGCGAAGACCUCCGGGUGCAGAUGCUCCAGCGGCGUGCCCGCUGGGGUGAAGUGCUACAUCUGUCGGAUCCACAGAUGUCGCACGCCCUGGUUUGCGGCCGACAUUUCGUGUCCGGCAAACCGUCCGCCCCGGAAGAGAUCGACAGCGUUGAUUGGGUACCAACACUCCAUUUGGAUGUUGAUGAACUGGUACGAAGGCGUAGUUUGUACCAGCCGGAGAACACCGAAACUGAAUCGGGCGUUGAGGUAGCGGGAGAAUCGUCCGGCGCUAGGAUUGAGACAACUGCAGCUAGUUGUUGCGUGCCGGGAUGUGAAAACCAGCAGCAGCAGUGGCUGACGGAUUUUCCCCGGGAUAAAGAACUGCAGCAACGUUGGUUGACGGCCAUUCUGGUCGGUAGUGGAGAGACGGUCUUCGUGGAAGAGGAAGUGGGCGGGAAGGCACAGGUUUGCAAUGUGCACUUUGCGGCCCGGGCUCCGGAAGCGAUCGCAAAUGGCGUUGAUAAUGAGUACCGGGAACCGACGUUGUUUGUGAGGGACAACAUAAUAAUACAGGUGACGAGCUGCCGAUUGUGUAUGAAUUUUGACACGGUGGAUAACAUGUACAAUAUGAAGCGGGAGAUCAGCGACGGACACACACUCCAAUGGUUGGCAAAAAAGUACUUUGCGCAGUUCCUGUCGGCGACGGAAUAUGCCGAGGAGGGGUUCUUCUGCGAGCGAUGCACAGUGCAGGUUGAUAUGACUCACGUGUUCUGGCGAGAAAUCAGCGACAAAUCGCGCAAGUUUAAAUGGUUGCUCCGAAAGAUGGCAUCCGAAAGGGUGGAAUUUAGCAGCAAGAUUGACGACAGCAGCCAACAAACAUCUUUCAAUUCUGGAUUUGAAUUUUGGUCAGUUCCUUUACAGCCCGACGUUGUACCUAGCGCAGAAGUUCUUUUUAUAAAGGAGGAGCCUGAAGAUUUAGAUGAUGGGGAAAUGCAGGUGGAAUGUGAUCCCAAACUGUAUAAUACUUCAUCUGAAGGGGAGUCGGACGGUCCUGAAAAACUUAAAAGUACCAUAACUAAGGAACAAACUAAAUUAAGCAAGCCACCUUCAAUACAUUUGGUGAAACCACCUCCGCUGAAAGUGCAACUCAAUUUCAAGUGCAACGUUUGCUCCUCCCGUCAUGAGAACAAAAACACUCUCAUCCAUCAUCUGAUGAUGGACCACCAGGAUCAUACGGCGUUGAAGUGCCAGGAGUGCGACAUUUCCUACAAAAAUAUCAUUCUUUUCAACAAACACUUGGCCAUGCACGAUCCCGUCAAGCGGAUAAAAUGCUCGCACUGCCCAUUGCGGUUCCGAAAGACCAGUGCAAGGGCGAAACAUGAGGCAGCUAGGCAUGGCACUGCCAACACGUCGAAUGCCACGGCAACUACACCUGCGGUUAAGGAUAAAACGAAGAAAAACCAAUGUUCGCAGUGUGAUAAAAGCUUCGUUUAUAUCUCCGAGCUCAAGCGUCAUGAGAAGUUCAAACACAAAGGAGAAGCUAUUGCCCGCUGCGAAAUUUGCGACAAAGCCUUUGCCUCCAACCGCAACCUUUCGCGCCAUUUGAAACUACAUCGAGAGGAUGCUAAAGCUGACAACCUGACGACGCGCAACCGCAAAGCCGGUGUCAUUGCGUGCAACCUUUGUGACAUGGUAUUUUCGGAGACUCGGGACAUGGCCGAGCACCUCAAGGAAACCCACCCGGAUGCGAAGUUCAAGAUUCACGCUUGCCAGCAGUGCGACCAAAUAUUCCUGUCGCAGCCGUCGCUCGCCAACCACAGCAACAUCCACUCGGACGUGUUCGGAUGCGAUCUGUGCGGGAAGCGCCACUACUCGAAAAUGAUGCUGCUGCGGCACCGUAACAAAAAGCACGGCAUCGAACUGGACGACGAUCAGUACGAGACGUGUCGGAUAUGCGCGAGGCGUUUCAUCAAGGGAUGGGAUUUUAUCAGACAUGAGCAGAGCCACGAGAAGGAAAAGUUUUCGUGCGAGACGUGCGGGAAGACGUACAAGACGAGCGUGCAGCUGACGAAGCAUGAGCGGGUGCACACCGAAGAAAAACCGUACGAUUGUCCGGCGUGUGGCAUGAUGUUCGGUUCGCCAGCAUCGGUGACCCGGCACAAGAAGACCUGUCCGAAAAUCGUCCUGGACCAGCAAGACUGAGCUGUCGGGUCCGUUUCAUGUUUGGUAAAUAUUAUGAACUAAUUAUCACUUAUCAUAGAAAAGC
This is a messenger RNA of Armigeres subalbatus, 2468 nucleotides long. RefSeq names its product zinc finger protein 311-like. Gene Ontology annotation, biological process: regulation of transcription by RNA polymerase II. Gene Ontology annotation, cellular component: chromosome. The coding region runs from base 131 to 2404 and encodes 757 amino acids. The record is from RefSeq and is a predicted model, not a curated record. NCBI's taxonomy places the organism in Eukaryota, Metazoa, Arthropoda, Insecta, Diptera, Culicidae. Gene Ontology annotation, molecular function: chromatin insulator sequence binding. The transcript has 3 exons.